AUGCAGUGUAAUUACAAUCGGCGGCAAAAGAAAGACGACCAAACAUUGCCAAAUAUGCAGCAAGUGUAUACCGAGCAAUUAAUUGCAGAUGAUAGCAUCGUUUUCAAAGGUCACAACCAUCCCAAUGAUUUAAAUAAGUUGCAGGGUGCACAUCAAGAAGAAUAUGAACUAUCAUUUGGACAUAUCGACGCCGUGCAGUGUAGUUGCAAUGGCAGUAAGAUGUAUGAUCAAAGGUUGCCAAAUAUCGGUCAAGAAGAAGCACAUUCGGAGCUAUUUCGUGAUGUUUAUAACACUGGCGGUAGACUCCGAAAGUCUUUGACCCUUUCACUUCACGAACUUGAACCUUUAUCAACACAGUCUAAAAAUAAUGGUACAAUUACAACGUCUUUACCCAUGAAUACACCAUCAACUGAAGAAACAAUACCUUUACCACAUUUACAUAAACAGAAGACAAUAUUAUCAACAGACUGGCAGACGUGUGAACUUAUCGACAACCAAGGAUGCAUUUUACAACUUCGAAAUUCUGAUGUUAUCACAACGUUCCCUCCUGGGGUUCUUUCUGGUGUGAGCUCCGAUUAUUGUUACAAAACUGUCCAUAACAACAUUGAACGAUUGGCUGCUGUUUUGGGUUUACCUGUUGACACUAUCAUUACAAGCCCUGCUCCAGAAUAUCAUAUGCAGACAAGUUUUGCCGACUUUGUUGAAGUAAAGGUUCCUCAUCGAAUGCCCAAAAACUUUAAAGAAAUAAAAGUACAUAGUUUUUCAAAACACUGCAAUGGUGACAAAGUGGAUUUGGUUGAGGUACCACGGUAUGAAACCAAACAAGAAGCUGGUGACAAAAUGGAUAUGUUUUUUGUAAUUAAUUCCUCAUCUGUUCUGAUCUAUACAAAGCAUUUUUCAGGAUUCGUCUGCACAACGUGUCAGGGUUUUAUUGAAUACAAUUUGAGUGCAAGUAUUUACGGGCGGAAGGGAGUGAUUGACAACUGUACCGACACACUGGAUGUAAUGCUGUAUCUGAAGGGUGCAAAGUCGACUAUUACUGAUUUCGAGGUUACCAUGGAAGAUAAAAUUGACAAGAGAUUCCAUCACCUAGAAACGGAAAGGGUGAAACUACUAGAGCGACACCAACAAAGAAAGGGUGGGCAACUACAGUUCCGAUUCGGUUUGCUUAGCAAUUCUGUACAUAAUUGGAUACACAGAAAGUAUAACAAUAACGACCAAUUUCAACACAGCUUGUUGCUGGUUGACCCGGAGACACUCAUGCGUGAUUGUGAAAAACACAUCAUUCAUAGCCCUAACACAAAAUGGUAUCUUCAGCGAAAUGGCGAAACCAAUGAGAACUGCGAUUUUUACAUCGAAGUUGUUCAUAAAGAGAAACAACCAUCAGCACUAGAUGAAAUGUCUUUUGUGAAGACAAGUAUACCUGCCAGUGAAAAUUUCGCGGUUGCCUCAGGAUUACCCCAAAGAGAGAAUACAGCGACGAUUCCCGGAGCAAUAACAGACAUAGCGUUGACACUGAAAGAAAACCUUAACCAGGAAGAAUGUCUGAAACUCAUCAAACAUUUGGGGUGUCUACAAUAUAUACCCCCUGCAUCAGACAGUAGACAGAGAAACGAUUUUCGUUACGACUACUGGUACUCUGCAUUCAUACAAUGCUAUAACCGUCUUCAAGACAAUUUCAUCACACGAGUCUUGGAUGGUUUAACGAAGAUGGAUAAAACUCGUUUAGUAACGCUUGUGCGUGUUCAUAGCCCAUCGAACAACAUAAGAGUAGCGUCUGUGUCACCCAUUCAUCGACCUCCUGCUGUACAGGAUGAUGACAGACAUUUGAUUGCACAACCUUCCUCAGCAGAGGGUGAUAAAAGUGAUUAA
This is a messenger RNA of Ylistrum balloti, 1872 nucleotides long. RefSeq lists its product as uncharacterized. Lineage: Eukaryota; Metazoa; Mollusca; Bivalvia; Pectinida; Pectinidae. The record is from RefSeq and is a predicted model, not a curated record. The coding region runs from base 1 to 1872 and encodes 623 amino acids. The transcript has 5 exons.